Molecule: messenger RNA, 2456 nt
Organism: Zerene cesonia (dogface butterfly)
Lineage: Eukaryota; Metazoa; Arthropoda; Insecta; Lepidoptera; Pieridae
Gene: Cdk8
Product: cyclin-dependent kinase 8
Exons: 9
Coding region: 307-1695 (462 amino acids)
Biological process (GO): protein phosphorylation
Cellular component (GO): nucleus; mediator complex
Molecular function (GO): RNA polymerase II CTD heptapeptide repeat kinase activity; ATP binding; cyclin-dependent protein serine/threonine kinase activity
Source: RefSeq, a predicted model, not a curated record
GCUAAAUACAAGGAAUACAAGUAUGUCAAUAAUGAAAACAAUUUUAUUGUUUAUUAAAUUUUAAUUUUUAUACCAGAAGCGCGAAGAACUGGGCAUAUUAAUAUAUGUUGUUUACUUGAAAUAUAACUAAUUUAACAGAAGAUAGUAACGAUUUUAAUUAAAAUUAAUCAAAUUAUAACUUUUAGAAUUCUGUCCCAUAUUCUCUUCAAUUGUAUAUAUUCAGAAGAAAAGACCAGGACAGUUAACACUAUUAUAAAUUGUAUUACCUUAGUUGUAAUUAAAACGUUGCAUAAAGAAUACUGAAGGAUGGGUGAUAAUUUUCAAAAUAAAACCAUGGCACCGGUAAUGAUGGAUUAUGAGUUUAAAAUGAAAACGCAGAAUGAACGUUCCAAAGUUGAGGAUCUGUUUGAUUACGAGGGGUGUAAAGUCGGUCGUGGCACUUAUGGUCACGUAUAUAAAGCAAGACGUAAAGAUGGAUCGGAUACAAAAGAUUAUGCUUUAAAACAAAUAGAGGGCACAGGGCUUUCCAUGUCAGCGUGUAGAGAAAUUGCCUUGCUCCGUGAACUCAAGCAUUCCAAUGUUAUAAAUUUAAUAAGAGUAUUCCUUUCACACACAGACAGGAAAGUGUGGUUAUUAUUUGAUUAUGCUGAACAUGAUUUGUGGCACAUCAUUAAGUUCCACAGAGCUGCUAAAGCUAAUAAGAAAUCAGUUAUGGUACCAAAAGGCAUGGUAAAAAGUUUAUUAUAUCAAAUUUUGGAUGGCAUACAUUAUUUACAUUCUAACUGGGUGCUUCAUAGAGAUUUGAAACCAGCAAAUAUAUUGGUAAUGGGCGAAGGUCCUGAGAGAGGCCGUGUUAAGAUUGCGGACAUGGGAUUUGCAAGGUUAUUUAAUGCUCCACUAAAACCAUUGGCUGACUUAGAUCCUGUUGUAGUUACAUUUUGGUAUAGAGCCCCAGAAUUAUUAUUGGGUGCUAGGCAUUAUACAAAGGCUAUUGACAUAUGGGCAAUUGGUUGUAUAUUCGCCGAACUAUUAACAUCAGAGCCGAUAUUCCACUGUCGUCAAGAGGAUAUAAAAACCAGUAAUCCUUACCAUCAUGACCAACUAGAUAGGAUAUUCAAUGUGAUGGGUUUCCCUCAAGAGAAAGAUUGGGAAGACAUUAGGAAAAUGCCCGAACAUGCCACAUUAGUUAAGGAUUUCAAAAGAUCUAACUAUCAAAAUUGUUCUCUAAGCAAAUAUAUGGACAGACACAAAAUUAAACCAGACAGCAAAGCAUUCAGUCUACUUCAGAGACUACUUCUAAUGGACCCCAAUAGAAGAAUAACAUCAGAACAAGCUAUGCAGGAUCCAUACUUUUCCGAAGACCCAUUACCCACACAGGACGUUUUUGCUGGCUGUCAAAUUCCGUACCCGAAACGAGAAUUCUUAACGGAUGAUGAUCAAGAUGACAAAAGCGAUUCCAAAGCUAGACAGAAUCAGCAGCAGCAACAGCCUAACACUCAACAAAACCAAGUACAAGCCAAUAGCCAUGAUCACGCAGCAAAUAACGCGAAAAGGAUGAGAAUGUCAGGGCCGAAUCAAGGCAACAACAACCAGGGGAAUCAGCAGGAGUUCCAUCAACAACAACAGAUGAUGUUCGGCGGCCAGCAACAGGGCGGGGGAUCGCAACAACAAGGCAACUUUCAACAACGGUUUUGAGGCUAACGUGUUUUAAUAUUUUUGUAUGAAAAGUUGUAAAUAUUAUCAAAUGAAAUAGUUUCAGUAAGUUUGUAAUGUAUGUAGGGGUAAUAAUAACACACAAUAUAUUUUAUUUAUAACUGACAUACUCAAAAACGUAGGCAGUUCUGAAUUUGAUUGUAUUUUUCUUGGUUUUUGUUAUUCAAUACCUCCGGGGGUUUGGUCCUAGGAGUCUGAACUGGAGGGGUACUUUCCUUCCCUGGAAUGUUGGUGUUCUUUUUUUGUAUCACAAGGUUUACUGGAUUAGUGAUUAAUAUAAUUAAAUUAUUGUUUUGAUGUUUCAAUCAUAAUCAUCAAUUUAACAGUGAUCAAUUAGCUAUAAGAUAUGGAAUAAUUUCCGAGAAAGCUAUAUCGGAGAUACAUUGUUUUUUUACACAAAAAAAAUUGUAUUGAUUCUCAUAUAUGUGCAUUGUAAUUAUUGUAUUGUAAAAAUAAUUUGGUAAGAUUAAUUGCAGUGUGAAACAUUUGGCUGGUUUCCAUCGAUUUUGCCUGCCAGCUUUAGCAAUAUACCUGGUAAUGAUGUUAUGGAAUAGAUUAUAAAAAGAGUAUUUUUUAAAUCAACUGAAAAGGAAGAAGUUUGUAUCAUAACUUUGGGAUGAACACAGCAACAAAGCAAUUUUGGCGAAGUCCUUUCGAAUAUUGAUAUAUACAUUCGUUAAUAUUUCUUUUCCUAUCAAGUAUAAUAAAUAUCUAAUGGUCUUUUUUUAAUCUAGACUGAAAAA